Octodon degus (degu) is the source of this 1176-nucleotide messenger RNA. Its product is annotated as poly(rC)-binding protein 2-like. Lineage: Eukaryota; Metazoa; Chordata; Mammalia; Rodentia; Octodontidae. Gene Ontology annotation, cellular component: cytoplasm; nucleoplasm; nucleus. Gene Ontology annotation, biological process: regulation of RNA metabolic process; regulation of gene expression. Gene Ontology annotation, molecular function: single-stranded DNA binding; mRNA binding. The record is from RefSeq and is a predicted model, not a curated record.
AUGGACCACGGCAAGAACGCGAAAGUGACCAAAGACUUGAGUCCUCAAAAAGUCCAGCUCCCCAUAGUAUUCGACACAGACACCGGCGUGAUUGAAGGUGGAUUAAAUGUCACUCACACCAUCCGGCUACUUAUGCACGGGAAUGAAGUUGGCAGUAUCAUUGGAAAAAAAGGAGAAUCAGUUAAGAAGAUGUGUGAGGAGAGUGGGGCACGUAUCAAUGUCUCAGAAGGAAAUUGUCUUGAGCGAAUUAUCUCUUGGGCUGGUCCCACUAAUGCCACCUUCAAAGCCUUUGCUAUGAUCCCUGACAAACUGGAAGAGGACAGCAGCAGCUCUGUGACCAAUAGCACAGCUGUCAGUCGAGCCCCGCUCACUCUGAGGCUGGCGGUCCCUGCUAGUCAGUGUGGCUCUCUCACUGGAAAAGGCGGUUGCAAGACCAAGGAGAUACGGGAGCGCACAUGGGUUCAGGUCCGAGUGGCAGGAGAUGCGCUCCCCAGUUCAGCUGAGCGGGCCGUCGCUAUUGCUGGCACCCCGCAGUCCACCAUUGAGCGUGACAGACAGAUCUCCGGGACCACGUUGGAAACUCUCUCCCAGUCCCCCACGAAGAGCGUGACCAUCCCGUACCGGCCCAAGCCAUCAAGUUCUCCAGUCAUCUUUGCAGGUGGUCAGGCCUGUACCGUUCAAGGACAGCGUGCCAUUCCGCAGCCAGAGUUGAUGAAGCUGCGCCAGUCGGCAACACAGCAGUCUCAUUCCGUGAUGCCUGGCAACACCGGAUUCAGUGGCCUUGAAUCCAGCUCUCCAGAGGUGAAAGGCUACUGGGCAGGUUUGGAUGCAUCUGCUCAGACUAUUUCUCACGAACUCACCAUUCCGAACGAUUUGAUUGGCUGCGUAAUUGGCCGUCAAGGCAACAAAAUCAAUGAGAUCCGUCAGAUGUCUGGGGCGCAGAUCAAAACUGCGAACCCAGCGGAAGGAUCUACUGCCAGGCAGGUUACCAUCACUUUAUCUGCUGCCAGCAUUAACCUGGCUCAGUAUCUAAUCAAUGCCAGGCUUUCCUCGGAGACGGGUGGCCUGGGAGCAGCCAGAACGACGCAGAUUCAUCCAUCACUCUUUCUGCUGGCCACCGCCACCACCACGAUCCAUCCGUGUGCUUUCCGAACAGUCAGCAACUCCAGGUGUUAG